Balearica regulorum gibbericeps (East African grey crowned-crane) is the source of this 1671-nucleotide messenger RNA. Lineage: Eukaryota; Metazoa; Chordata; Aves; Gruiformes; Gruidae. The record is from RefSeq and is a predicted model, not a curated record.
AUGGCGAAUGCCGAAGUGAGCGUCCCUGUGGGUGAUGUGGUGGUUGUACCAAGUGACGGAAACGAAGGGGAGAACCCGGAGGAUACCAAAACCCAAGUGAUCUUGCAGCUCCAGCCGGUGCAGCAAGGGAUUUACCAAGAGGGCUCCGAGGCCAGCGUUUUCGAAACCCACACCAUCCACAAGCUAGAAGAAGGGAUCGACCCCAGCACCAUUGAAACGAACGAGGAAAUCGAGAUUGCCUAUCCCAUCACCUGUGGGGAGAGCAAAGCCAUCCUGCUCUGGAAGAAGUUUGUCUGUCCAGGAAUUAAUGUCAAGUGUGUAAAGUUCAAUGACCAACUGAUCAGCCCGAAGCAUUUUGUUCACCUGGCUGGGAAGUCUACCCUAAAGGACUGGAAGAGAGCCAUUCGCCUUGGAGGAAUCAUGCUGAGGAAGAUGAUGGACUCGGGGCAAAUCGACUUCUACCAGCACGACAAAGUUUGUACCAACACCUGUCGAAGCACCAAGUUUGAUCUCCUGAUCAGCAGCGCCAGAGCACCGGUGCCGGGGCAGCAGAGCGUGGUGCAGACUCCUACAUCAGCUGACGGGAGCAUCACCCAGAUCGCGCUGUCGGAGGAGAGCAUGGAGGAGGGGAUCGAGUGGAACUCGGCUCUGACGGCUGCCGUCACCAUGGCCACUGAGGAAGGCAUGAAAAAGGACACGGAUGAGAUCUCGGAGGACACGCUGAUGUUCUGGAAGGGAAUAGCUGAUGUGGGGCUGAUGGAAGAGGUCGUAUGCAACAUCCAGAAGGAGAUAGAAGAAGUCCUAAGAGGAGUCCAGCAGAGAUUGGGUCAGUCUCCCUUCCAGAUGACAGAUGCUGCAGUCUUGAACAACGUUGCCCACACGUUUGGCCUAAUGGACACAGUCAAGAAGGUUCUGGACAACAGGAAAAACCAGACAGAGCAGGGAGAGGAACAGUUUCUUUACACGCUGGCAGACCUGGAGCGGCAGCUGGAAGAGCAGAAGAAACUCGCCAAAGACCAGAAGGCGAAGUCCCAAACCAUCCAGAACGUGGUGCUGAUGCCCGUCAGCGCUCCCAAACCCCCCAAGAGACCCCGCCUGCAGCGCCCAGCCUCCGCGACCGUCCUCAGCCCUUCCACCCCCAUCCAGCAACCUCAGUUCACGGUCAUCUCACCCAUCGCCAUCGCACCCGUCGGACAACAGUUCUCCGUGGGCAACAUCCCAGUGGCGACUAUUAGCCAAGGCUCCAGCCCGGUGACUGUUCAUACCUUGCCGUCUGGUCUCCGAUACGCCACCGUGGUGUCCUCCUCCAAAACCAGCUCCUCUGACACGGUCACCCUCCACCCAUCCUCCAGCCUGGCGCUGCUGAGCUCGGCGGCCGUGCAGGACAGCGGUGCCCUGGCGAAUAUGGCAGCUGUGGUCAAUCCCGUGGAAUUGGUGGCCAUGGAAUCCGGCCUCACUUCCACCAUCCAAGCCGUGGAAGGUACCUCGGACGACGGACAAACCAUCAUAGAGAUUGACCCGGCGCCAGAUCCCGAAGCGGAUACGGAUGAGUCGGAAGGCAAAGCUGUGAUCCUGGAGACAGAGCUGAGGACUGAGGAGAAAGUGGUGGGAGAUGUGGAGGACCAUCAGCACCAGGUCCAUAACGUGGAGAUUGUGGUCUUGGAGGACUAG